AGGGCAACCCUUUACUUCAAAUUGAAGUUGAGCCUACAUCAGACAACGAGGACGGCAAUGACGAGGAUUCCGGUGACGAGUUCGAGGAGAUGAACCUGUCGCUCCUGUCGGCACGCAACUUCCCGCGCAAGGCCAGCCAGACCAGCAUCUUCCUGCAGGAGUGGGACAUCCCGUUUGAGCAGCUUGAGAUCGGGGAGAUGAUUGGCAGGGGGCGUUUUGGCAAAGUUUUCCACGGACGCUGGCACGGUGAGGUGGCUAUCCGCCUGAUCGACAUCGAGCGGGACAACGAGGAUCAGCUCAAGGCCUUCAAGCGUGAGGUGAUGGGUUACCGCAACACUCGCCACGAGAACGUGGUGCUGUUUAUGGGGGCCUGCAUGAGCCCACCACACCUGGCAAUCAUCACAAGCUUGUGUAAAGGCAGGACACUUUAUUCCGUGGUGCGGGAUGCCAAGGUUGUCCUGGAUGUUAACAAAACCAGACAGAUCGCACAAGAGAUGGUCAAGGGGAUGGGCUACCUCCAUGCAAAGGGGAUCUUACACAAAGACAUGAAGUCCAAAAACGUGUUUUAUGACAACGGGAAAGUCGUCAUCACCGACUUUGGACUCUUCACCAUAUCAGGGGUUUUGCAGGCUGGCAGCCGAAGAGAAGACAAACUGAGGAUCCCCAACGGCUGGCUGUGUCACCUGGCCCCAGAAAUAAUCGAGCAGCUCUCCCCAGAGACAGAGGAGGACAAGCUUCCCUUCUCCAAACAGUCGGAUGUCUUUGCUUUUGGCACCAUCUGGUACGAGUUACACGCACGUGAGUGGCCUUACAAGAGUCAGCCAGCAGAGGUGAUCAUCUGGCAGAUUGGCAGCGGGAUGAAGCCAAACCUCGCCCAAACUGGCAUGGGGAAGGAGAUAUCAGACAUUCUGCUUCUGUGCUGGGCGUACAAGCAGGAUGAGCGGCCCAGCUUCUCCAAGCUGGUAGAUUUACUGGAAAAGUUGCCAAAACGGAAUCGUCGCCUUUCCCACCCAGGGCACUUCUGGAAGUCAGCUGAGCUGUAACGGAGGCAUCGAUGGGACUGUGUCUUUGCGUGAAGCUCGUCCUCAGCUCUGCUCACAUCUGCUCCACUGCCCACCCGCCCGCCUGCCCAACCACCCACCCUCUCUUGCCCCACCUUGCUUCCACAACCCCCACCUUUCCUGCUCUUCCUUUUUGCUCCAGCUCUUACACAUACAUGUACAUCUAAUGCCUGAUUGGACCCUUUAGCGGUCAGUAUUGGCCCACUUUGCCAGAGUGGGUGACAAACACGCCGCAGACUUUCAAACAGAGAGGCCUUUCUUCGCUCUAUGCCUGAAGCCUUUCCCCAAAACGACACCCUUGUCUUUCUGUUGAGGAAUUUCAACAACCAUACCAUUCAUGCUAUGCUGCAAGUCAUCUUAAGCUGCAAUGUGUUUUUUAAUACCAUAACUGUGCAACAUAUCAUUCUCCGCUUUUUUAGGGAGCCCCCGAGAGACAUUUUCACAGCAGCUACAAUACUGUUAAGAACAACAUCUGGAAAUAUGUAUCCAAAUUAUGCAACAGUGUCACUUUUCGGAGUCAGUUAUUUUGGUUGCUAUCCUUUUCAGACCUUAUUUAUUGAUUAUUUAAACUAAUGUCUUGGGUUCUUCCACACUGCAUUUGGAAAAUGUAUAAAUAGUCCAAUAUUUUUCUGGGUGUUAUUGGCACAAGAGUUAUGAAACUUUCUUUCAACCCUGAAAGUAAACAUUCUAUCUUGGGUGAGCAUAUCUGCCCUCUGGCAAUUCAGUAUCUACUUAUACUGACAUUAAUGGUAUUGCAUGUCUCUACUCAACUGGU
Molecule: messenger RNA, 1836 nt
Organism: Notothenia coriiceps (black rockcod)
Lineage: Eukaryota; Metazoa; Chordata; Actinopteri; Perciformes; Nototheniidae
Product: kinase suppressor of Ras 2-like
Exons: 8
Coding region: 90-1043 (317 amino acids)
Biological process (GO): calcium-mediated signaling; Ras protein signal transduction; protein phosphorylation
Cellular component (GO): cytoplasm
Molecular function (GO): ATP binding; protein kinase activity
Source: RefSeq, a predicted model, not a curated record